Molecule: messenger RNA, 3564 nt
Organism: Cylas formicarius (sweet potato weevil)
Lineage: Eukaryota; Metazoa; Arthropoda; Insecta; Coleoptera; Brentidae
Product: tetratricopeptide repeat protein 17
Exons: 11
Coding region: 153-3458 (1101 amino acids)
Biological process (GO): actin filament polymerization
Cellular component (GO): actin cytoskeleton; cytoplasm
Molecular function (GO): protein binding
Source: RefSeq, a predicted model, not a curated record
GCGAAGUGCAUCAGUAGCAGCGCCAAUUUAGAAAAUAUAUCCUUAUUCCGUGGUUACGUCCGUCGUCAACAAACCUAUUAGUAUUCCAUGUUUGACAGCUGCUCCGUUGAUUUUAGCUUUUGUUUAUAAACAAAUCGCGCUAGGAUGUGAAGAUGGUAUUUAAAAUUAUGCGAAAUAUACUAAUAUUCUGUAUUGUUACGUUUCAAGCUUCGCAUGCCGUAAACCACUGGAUAGUGACGCAGUCCGGAAAAAUCCAAGCUUAUUUGGAUUCACCGUUCGAUCUGAGACAACCCAACGAUCUGCUAGCCUUACUCGAUCAGGAAACGCGCUGGAACGACCUAAACAACCUCUAUGCUGACUUAAUCGAACGAAAAGGCGCGAUAGAGAAGAAGUGGACGGAAAUCGAAAAAAAACCUGAAGCUACAGUCUUGAAGGGACCGUCAGAAUGCGUGCUUUCUGGAAAAUCGGUGUCCGAUUUUAAUUUGUACCCCACGCUCGCUUCCAAUGGGACGGAAAGGGGCGUCAUCUUUAACUUGCCUUACGCAGAUCUCAGUAAGAAUUCUGUCGUUCCCUUAUGUGAUAAUUUCAAUAAAUUAAAACGCAUUGGCACUUCGAUGAACGGGACGGUUAUAGUAUUGCCGCCCGAUGAAGCUCUAGUUCAGCAGUUUAUGCCUGUAAUGUCCUUGGAUAAUUUUGGUAAUUACAUCUCCUCAGAGUUGUUAAAAAAUUCUACUUCUUGGAUACACUACAAUUUGGCCUCCUUCUAUUGGAGGGUCAAAGGAAACGGCAACAAAGCAAUUGACUGCUUAAAGUUGGCCAUCCAAUUCGUCACUGAAGGUUACCGCGACAUCCCGUUGUAUAAUUUGGCCGGAAUCCUUCACCAUUCGGGCCACUCAAAAGAGGCUGCUCAAGUCCUACAAAGUGCCAUCGACAUAGCGCCCCACGAAUCGAUGCAUUUAUUUGCCAUUGCGAAUAUUUUCGCCUCUCUAAGGGAGUAUGACAGGUCUCUCCAUUAUUACGAUGAAUUUCUCAAAACAAAACCGGGUGACAAAGAAGUGGGCAGUAUUAGAAAUUUUAUUGAGUGUUAUUCGAAAUGGGAAAGAACUUUGACAACAUUUCAGAGGGAUUUGCAAGAAGUCCUUGACGACUUACAUGAGUACCACAGCCUGCAGCAGAGGUGGCUGCGGCUCCAGGAACGUGUCAUCUGGGAGCACGCUUCCUUUAAUUAUCAUGGCGUACCUACCAACGAUCUUCAUUUGGAGGUCCGCACGCGUCAAGUACAGAGGUGUGUUCAAAAAACUUCGGGCCAUUCAAAAAAGCCUGUCAUCUCUUGCGACUUUUACGACAAGGGCCUCGAUGUCGCCGAUCUUAACCUCCAAAACUUACACGAACUUAUCGAGAACGAACGAGCCAAACUGAAUGAGCAACUACGCGACAUACUUAAGUCAUCGCCUGAGCAGCUUAAACCUACCCUCAAGGACAGCUUCUAUUUCGAUGCUGGCGGCUGGCCCGCCAAUGAGGAGUGCUUGCUGUGGAAUAUACCAGUUAACGAGAGGGACAACUUGAAUUUACCCGUCGUUUUGCCGCCCGAAAACAAGGGUUAUUCGAUCAAGCUGAUUCUGUCCGAAUACAUUGGACUGCCAGAGGGUUCGCAGCAGGCGUUGCCGUGGUACCCUCCUUUAUGCGAGUCGGACAACGUCAACGGAGAAAAGUACCUACCUGCCGGUGAAAAAUCUGUCCUAGAUAUGCCCCUGAAAAGUAAUAAAUAUUUGAAAGAUCAUCUGUUAAAAUAUGUUAACAACGGUCGGGCUGACGAAGCCGAAAUCGGUCAAAGAAUCAUCGCGGCCACGGAGAAGAAGGUGGCGCCCAAGUGGGUGCUGGCCGUCCUGGCCAGUUUGUACUGGCGCGUGCGCGGAAACGCACGUCGGGCCAUUGACUGUCUGGAUAUGGCAUUCCAAGCAGUACCCGAGGAUCAGACGGACUUGGUACUGGUACCGCUCGCGUCCAUCUUACACCAGCUGGGGUUCCGCGGGCGGUCCAUGGAAUUCGCGACGUUGGCGCUUAAAAUCAAUUAUCACGAGCCAAGCACCAAUUUCCUUCUGGCCCUGCUGCACCACGGAAAUGGUAACCCCCUGCUGGCCACGUAUUACAUGAAAAACGUGCUAAGGGCGGACCGGGAUUUUUACGACGGCACGGCCGAAACGUUGCUCAAAACUUGGGGCUGCCGAACUCGACUUGGCACGGGUCAGCACAAUAUUAGAAGUGUAUACAGUGGAUCGACGGAGUUGAAACCCACAAGUCUAACCGAGCAAAUGUGCUCAAAAAUGGAACCGACUAGGGGAGUUACCUGCCGCGACGGUGCCACCCUUUACUGCUACAAAAAAACCGAGCAGGACACCUCCGACGUCAUCGAGGAAAAAUCGAAUCUCGGUCAGACGAUCAUCUCGUCGCUGUUGGCAGCCGAAGGGGAUCCGGAGCCCGACCAGUCGAAAUUAGAGACCUUGAGCGAAGACGCCAAGGGGUUCAUGUUGUCCCAGGUCCAUCACCACGUCCACAUGCGUCUGUCAUUGGGGGAGCAGCCGGAGGGGGAACGUCGCGGUCUGAACGAUUUUUUCGUUUCAGUGGCGCUUAGCGAAAGUCCGGACCUGGAAAAUCGACUUCACGUGUAUGACCGUUUCGGCACUUAUACGUUGUCGAACACGGUGUGUCGGACUACAGACGUCUCGGAACCUCUGAAAUACUUCACCGUGUGGCCGUCGAUCGUCUCCAGAAGCCUCGACCUGACGUCAUCCUUGAAAUCCGCAAAGAAUUCAGUGGAAGACUCGCGGCCGCGCUGUUCGCGGGCAUCCGAUCUGCAACUACCUCCACGGCACUACAUCGACGAGUUCGCCGAGCGCCUCAUGAGAGGGAGCGUCGCCGCCGCACCCGAUGAGAACCUCGCGGAACUUCUCGCCCUGAUGGCGGGCAACCAGAAGCUCUCGGUCGAUGAGUUGGGCGCCCGAAUCGCGUCCACCCUCUCAGAGGACGAAACGUCAUGGGUCAUGUUGACCGCGUCCGCCAUCUACUGGACGAUCGUAGGCGAUUACGAGCAGGCGAUGGUCUGCUUCCGAGGGGCACUCUCUCAAGUACCGGAGGCUUCGAUGGACAUUCCAUCGAUUUAUUUAGCCCAUUUGUUAAAUAGAGCCGGGCUUUAUAGAGAGGCGCUCGAGGCUGCCAACGUCGCCCUCAAGGCUCACCCGAAUUUCGUUUUGAAUCAUUUCACAGUAGCGGAAAUUUACAUAUCUGCGGGUGAAAACGAGAAGGCGAUCGGGUUCCUGAGGGCGUGUCUAUCGCUAGAUUCCAACUUCGAGCCGGCACGCUCCAAACUAAAAGCGUUGCUGUGCAAAAUACUCUUUGAUGAUUCAUCGGACACAUCGCCGACGCGCGUUGCGCGCCAUAUUGUCGACGUCCUGAACUAACGUCACGUGUGACUCAUUUUUAAUAAAUCGGGUUAACUUUAUGAUUUUUAUUAGAAAAUAAUACGUAACUUGACGUCUCUUUUUAUCGCGAAAAUAAAAAAUGUUU